Molecule: messenger RNA, 777 nt
Organism: Guyanagaster necrorhizus
Lineage: Eukaryota; Fungi; Basidiomycota; Agaricomycetes; Agaricales; Physalacriaceae
Exons: 1
Coding region: 1-777 (258 amino acids)
Source: RefSeq, a predicted model, not a curated record
AUGGCUGUCGCGGUAUUCUUCCUUGACCCCCUGCUCUCUAUGUACCUAAAUCGAUUUUAUCGUGGCGAUAUUAUGACGAACAUCGAUUCAAAUUCUUCGAGAGAUGCGAAUUAUCGCUCUGGUCCCCCCUCCAUUCCAGAGACAAAGAUUCCGCUGCUAAAAGAGUCUGUAACUGAACAGAUACGCUCCUCUCCACAGAGUACGCCACUCAGCAAUCGUGCCGCAACUGUGAAUCCCACAGCCAACGCGGAUCAUCUUGCGGCAGAUUUUGAACGGUACAUCCUGGAAGAUCUCAGAAACCGAGUUUUCAUGUCCUCCGACCAUUUUUUGAACAAUAUUCUCCAUCUUCCUCGCGACUGGCAAACCAACGACAAGAUAAAAUCCCAAAUCGAGGCACUCAAAAAUGAUGCUGCAUUCAAGAAUGAUAUCAACGCCUACGAUGAAUUAUGCAAUGAGCGCAAUCCUGGGGAGAAGAACUUCUACCAUCCCCACAGCCUGAUGUUCAAUAACGCAUUCGACGCUCUCGGUGCCACUGAAGAGUCUAGACUCGGCAUUUAUCGACAAGAUGCGAAGCCGGUUGAUGGCGGUUUAGAAAAGAACAUCCCCGAUACGUUGGGUGUUCUUCGCGCGAUGUUCAACAGUUCCGGAAACGUGGUUGACAACAUGAAGGACAAAGGCCCAGAGUACAACUUUUCGUGGGCGCAAAGAAUGCUCCACGCAGUUGCAAAUGAUUUAUGUAAACGGCAGAUUAUUUGUCAAGGAAGAACAAGGAAAUAA